AUGGCGAUGGGAUUGAAACCUGCUCCUGAUGUUGCUCAAUACUACAUUGAGAAAACAUUGCAUGGGUUAAAAGAGCAAGGUGUUGAAGUCUACAUCGACGAUGUUGGACUCUUUUCGAAUUCUUAUAAAGAACACAUGCAAUUGAUCAAGGCAGUGGUCGAGCGUCUACAGGAAGCUGGCUUCAAAAUCAAUCCUUUGAAGUGUGAAUGAUCUUUUGUCUGGACCAACGAAUGUAAUACUGCAUUCAAGACUAUGCAGUCUUUGAUGGCUAGCGAUAUUUUAAUGCGCUAUCCAGAUCACAACAAGCCCUUUGAACUCUACACUGAUGCUUCUGACUAUCAGAUGGGCGCAGUGAUCAUGCAAGACAAGAAGCUGGUUGCGUAUUGGAGUCGUAAACUCAAUGAUGCAAAAAAAAACUAUUCUGUAAUGGAAAAGGAAAUGUUGGCUAUUGUGCAUUGCUUGAAAGAGUUUUGA
Messenger RNA from Cylindrotheca closterium, 474 nucleotides. The record is from the annotation of a GenBank genome assembly. NCBI's taxonomy places the organism in Eukaryota, Bacillariophyta, Bacillariophyceae, Bacillariales, Bacillariaceae.